Messenger RNA from Brachypodium distachyon (stiff brome), 1288 nucleotides. RefSeq names its product zinc finger protein 1. The record is from RefSeq and is a predicted model, not a curated record. Gene Ontology annotation, molecular function: DNA-binding transcription factor activity. Lineage: Eukaryota; Viridiplantae; Streptophyta; Magnoliopsida; Poales; Poaceae. The coding region runs from base 345 to 1010 and encodes 221 amino acids. The transcript has a single exon.
CCACUUGGAAGCAUCCUCUCUCCCUGCUCUGUAGUUGACCAAAUACAACUCCUCUUCCGUUGCUUAGCUUGGUCCCAAAGAACCAACCACCACUCGCUCAGUCAGUCUCCCACACACACAAACCACUACACCACCACCAACGACUUACUUCCCGGCUACUCGCUCACCUCUCUUCAGUUCCGGCCUUGUAUAAAAUCGCCACUCGCACUGUCUACUCGAUCAUUGUACACAUCUCCCUCACUUCCUUCCUCAACCCACUAGCUAGCUAACUACCACUACUCCUGCUCUCUUGUAGCGAAGGACGUACAAGCAAGGCAAGACACGCGUUCUUUGGAUCGAUCGGCAUGGCAGUGGAGGCAGUUCUCGACGCGGCGGCGAUACCGUGGCCGGCGGCGAGCGAUCAGCAGGAGGAGACCACGACGCAGCAUGGUGGUCUGCAGUACUGCGCCGAGGGGUGGGGCAAGCGGAAGCGCACGAGGCGGCAACAACAGCAGCCACCCACAGAGGAGGAGCACCUCGCGCUCAGCCUGCUCAUGCUGGCGCGCGGUCACCGCGACGGCACGUCCUCGUUGCAGGCGCAGUACACGUGCUCCGUGUGCGGCAAGGCGUUCCCGUCCUACCAGGCCCUCGGCGGCCACAAGGCCAGCCACCGCCCCAAGGCAUCACCCCCCUUCAUCGGCGCCGUCGACGAGCCCGCCGCUAAUAAUACGCCAUCGCCCGCCGCGUCCUCGUCCACGUGCAGCGGCGCAGCUACAGCAGGGAAGGUGCACGAGUGCUCCGUGUGCAAGAAGACGUUCCCGACGGGGCAGGCGCUGGGCGGCCACAAGCGGUGCCACUACGAGGGGCCCCUUGGCGGCAGUGGCAGCGCCAGCCGCGGGUUCGACCUGAACCUGCCGGCGCUGCCGGACAUCAUCGUCGCCGAGCCGCGGUACUGCGUGCCGGCGGCCGAGGAGGAGGAGGUGCUCAGCCCGAUGGCGUUCAAGAAGCCCAGGCUCAUGAUCCCGGCUUGAACUUAUCGUCAAUUGAAAUUCUUGGGAAGAAGUUCAUCUCCGGCCUCGUGUCGUUGUAUUCUUGGAUUGCUGCUUGGAGUGGUUGGUUUGUUCAUACGUAGAUACCUUUGCCAGCGAUGUAUGUAGAACGAGCUGGGUGUCUUCCAUUCAUGUAGUUUCGGUGUAUAUUUUGUAUCAGUAUAUCUUUGUAGAAUGUUUCUUUCAUUAAUUAAUUUGUUUUCUGUAUCACAAUUGAACGACUUGGAGAUAUGGUAGUACAAAAGAUUUUGUCACUUUAA